Penicillium vulpinum is the source of this 342-nucleotide messenger RNA. RefSeq names its product putative C2H2 finger domain protein. Gene Ontology annotation, molecular function: nucleic acid binding; zinc ion binding. Bases 1 to 342 code for a protein of 113 amino acids. The record is from RefSeq and is a predicted model, not a curated record. The transcript has 3 exons. Lineage: Eukaryota; Fungi; Ascomycota; Eurotiomycetes; Eurotiales; Aspergillaceae.
AUGGGUGCCCUCAGAAAAGUCAAGAACAAGCGUCGCACUAGAGACUAUGAUCUAGUCGUCGCAGAUAUCAAAACUCAAGGUCACCUGCAGAAGUUCAAGGACACGAAAGACCCGGAGGAUUUGCCUGGUCUAGGCAAGUUCUUCUGCACUGAGUGCUCCAAAUGGUUUGAGAGCGACUACAACCUCAAGGCGCAUGCCAAGGGCAAAAACCACAAGCGGAGGCGAGUACUUCGUAUCCUACGCGAUGAGCCUCACAGCCAACUGCUUGCCGAGCGUGCGAUCGGACUAGGUCUCAUCGACAACGGCAAGCGUGAAGAGAAUGCCGACGAGAUGAAGGAAUAA